Arxiozyma heterogenica is the source of this 651-nucleotide messenger RNA. RefSeq names its product Hsp90 cochaperone SBA1 (gene SBA1). The record is from RefSeq and is a predicted model, not a curated record. Gene Ontology annotation, biological process: protein folding; chaperone-mediated protein complex assembly. Bases 1 to 651 code for a protein of 216 amino acids. The transcript has a single exon. Gene Ontology annotation, cellular component: cytosol; nucleus. Gene Ontology annotation, molecular function: Hsp90 protein binding; protein-folding chaperone binding. Lineage: Eukaryota; Fungi; Ascomycota; Saccharomycetes; Saccharomycetales; Saccharomycetaceae.
AUGACUACCAAAUAUCUAUUACCAGAAGUUCAGUGGGCUCAAAGAUCAAACGAAACUGAUCCAGAAAAGAACUACAUCCUACUAACCAUUUCAAUCACCGACUGUGAAGACCCAAUUCUAGACAUCCAACCAACCUCCCUUGACCUCACUGCAAAAUCAAAGGGCCAUGUAGGCGAUGAGACUGAACACGAAUACAAACUACACAUCGACUUCUAUAAAGAGAUCGUUCCUGAAAAGACUCUACACAAGAAGGCCAAUGGACAACAUUAUUUCUUGAAGAUGUUCAAAAAGGAUUUGCAAUUGGAAUAUUGGCCAAGAUUGACAAAGGAAAAAAUCAAAUAUAACAACAUCAAAACGGACUUUGACAAGUGGGUCGAUGAAGAUGAACAAGAUGAAGUCUCUGAAGCUAAUGAUAUCCCUGGGAUGGACGCAUUAGGUGCUGGUGGAGCUGGUGGUUUAGAUUUCACCGAAAUGAUGAAGAGUAUGGGCGGUGCAGGUGGAGCCGGUGGAGCUGGAUUGGGUGAUAUGUUAUCUGGAGAUAAGAGCAAACAACUGGAAGAAUUGAUGAAACAAAUGCAGAAUGAAGAUCAUAACAAUAGUAUUGACGAUAAGGACAACGUUGAAGAAGAAGAUGAAGAAGAAGAAAAAUAA